AUGGCCUCGGCCGCUAAUGCGCCAUCCGAGCAGGAAAACAGAGACCCAGAUCGGCCGAGAGUAACGCGGAGGAACAGGGGGAACUACUCCCGCAGCACACCGCUGUAUUUGGAGUAUUUGCAGCGGCCGAGUUACUGCGAUGCCGGUUUUGCUUUGGAGCAAAUAUCAGAGGGGAAGGCGACUGGAAGGAAAGCACCCCUAUGGCUGAGAGCAACGUUCCAGAGACUUUUAUUUAGGCUUGGCUGUUACAUACAGAAGAACUGCGGAAAGUUUUUGUUUGUGGGCCUCAUGAUUUUUGGAGCAUUUGCUGUGGGCUUGAGGGCUGCUAAUUUGGAGACGGAUGUGGAGAAACUCUGGGUUGAAGUUGGCGGACGUGUGAACCAGGAACUUAAGUACACACGGCAGAAGAUCGGUGAAGAGGCCAUGUUUAACCCUCAGCUGAUGAUCCAGACACCACGGGAGGAAGGAGCCAACGUACUAACAGUGGAGGCGUUAGCGCAGCAUCUGGAGUCAGCUCUCCGAGCCAGCAGGGUUCAUGUUUACCUUUAUAAUAGACAUUGGAAAUUAGAGCAUUUAUGCUACAAAUCAGGAGAAUUAGUCACAGAAAUUCCUUUUAUGGAUCAGAUCAUAGAAAAGCUACACCCCUGCCUCAUCAUCACCCCUUUGGACUGUUUCUGGGAAGGAGCCAAGCUCCAGUCUGGAAUGGUCUACCUCCCAGGUAAAGACCCUCUUCAGUGGACAAACUUUGACCCCAAGGAUUUUCUUGAGGACUUACGUAAAGCAAAUUUCCCUGUGGAAGCCUUUGAGGACAUGUUGGAAAAGGCAGACGUGGGGCACGGCUACAUGCAUAGACCCUGUCUGAACCCUGCUGACCCUGACUGCCCCAUCACAGCACCCAAUAAGAACUCUAUCAAGUCAUUUGACGUAGCUCACACCUUGACUGGCGGUUGCUAUGGUCUGUCCAGGAAGUACAUGCACUGGCAAGAAGAACUGAUUGUAGGAGGGACCGUCAAGAAUGGCAGUGGACCCCUCCUCAGUGCCCAGGCCUUGCAAACCAUGUUCCAGCUAAUGACUCCCAAGCAGAUGUUUGAGCACUUUCAGGGCUAUGAAGAGGUUUCCCACAUCAACUGGAAUGAAGAAAAGGCUGCAGCUAUACUGGAAGCCUGGCAGAGGAGAUACUCCGAGGCCGUGCUGCAGAGUGUGGCGACAAAUUCCUCCCAGAAAGUCUUGUCUUUCACCACAACCAGUCUGGAAGAUAUCCUCAAGUCCUUCUCCGACAUCAGCGUCACCCGUGUGGCCAGUGGUUACCUGCUGAUGCUGGCCUACGCAUGUCUCACCAUGCUGCGCUGGGACUGCGCUAAGUCUCAGGGGGCUGUAGGACUGGCCGGCGUCCUGCUAGUAACGCUGUCUGUGGCUGCUGGUCUAGGCCUCUGUUCUCUCCUUGGCAUCUCCUUCAAUGCUGCAACCACACAGGUACUGCCCUUCUUGGCCUUGGGAGUUGGAGUAGACGAUGUCUUCCUCCUCGCUCAUGCCUUCAGUGAGACUGGACAAAACAAGUGGAUCCCGUUCGAGGAUCGUACAGGAGAGUGCCUGAAGAGGACCGGGGCCAGCGUGGCUCUCACCUCCAUCAGUAACGUCACAGCAUUCUUCAUGGCAGCCCUCAUCCCCAUCCCGGCGCUCAGAGCCUUUUCUCUACAGGCAGCAGUGGUGGUGGUGUUCAACUUUGCCAUGGUGCUACUCAUCUUUCCUGCCAUCCUCAGCAUGGACCUGUACCGUCGUGAAGACAGACGCUUUGACAUUUUCUGCUGCUUCUACAGCCCUUGUGCCAAUCGUGUGAUCCAGAUUGAGCCUCAGGCCUACCUGGAUGGGACAGACAGGAGCCAUUACAGCCCUCCACCAUCUUAUCGCACCCCACCUCCUUCAUAUCACACACCACCUCCAAGCUAUAGCAGCCCUCCUCCCUCCUAUAGUAGCCACGGUUUUUCCCAGCAGACUGAAAUCACCAUGCAGUCCACAGUGCAGCUCAGGACAGAGUAUGACCCCCAGACUCAGGCCUUUUACACCACAGCGGAGCCAAGGUCCCAAAUCUCUGUGGAACCAUUCAACUCAGCUCCAACCAGGAGCAACCCUAUUGACUAUUACAGUACCAAUGGUAGCAGGAACAACAGCAGCAAUUUCAGUGACAACAACAGUGUUGGCAGCAGAGGCAAUGGUGCGUUGCAGAGUUCGGCCAAUUUCCCCCAACACCAUCCCGCACCUCCUUCUGCAACUCCAACUUCAACAGUUUGCCCAGUUUCUCAGGGUGAUCCAACCUCAUCAGCAGGUCAGAAUCCUGAGAACAGCAUCUCCACAAGGAACCUUCUGUCCCAGUUUGGAGAAGCCUCCCUUGGUUUACGCUGCUUCGAGCCUCCCUGCUCUCACUGGACCCUGGCUUCCUUUGCUGAGAAACACUAUGCUCCUUUUCUCCUGCAGCCCACCACCAAGGUGGUUGUAAUUGUGUUGUUCCUCUGCCUGCUGGGAGUCAGUUUAUACGGGACCACCCAGGUAAGGGAUGGCCUGGAGCUAACAGACAUCGUGCCGAGAGAGACCAGCGAGUACGACUUCAUCGGUGCCCAGUUCAAGUUCUUCUCCUUCUACAACAUGUAUGUGGUAACACAGCGGGCAGAUUACGCCCAGAACCAGCUACUGCUGCACCAGCUUCACCAGCGGUUCCACACCGUCCACUACAUGCUGAAGGAGGAAAACGGGCAGCUUCCCCGCAUGUGGCUGCACUACUUGAGGGACUGGCUGCUAGGUCUCCAGCAGGCAUUUGACAAAGACUGGGAGGCUGACCGCAUAACCUUGAAUAACUACAGGAAUGGCUCUAACGAUGGCAUCCUGGCAUACAAGCUGUUGGUGCAGACGGGACGCAGAGAAAAGCCCAUCAACUUUAACCAGUUAACUCGACAGAGGCUUGUAGAUGCAGAUGGAAUCAUCAACCCUGGAGCUUUCUACAUUUACCUGACAGCCUGGGUCAGCAAUGACCCUGUGGCCUACGCUGCCUCACAGGCCAACAUCCGUCCACACCCUCCAGAGUGGCUUCAUGACCGUACAGACUCUAUGCCCAAGACAUCCCUCAGCAUUCCGGCUGCCGAGCCCAUCGAGUACGCACAGUUCCCCUUCUACCUCAACGGCCUCCGCGAGACCCCACAGUUUGUGGAGGCCAUCGAAAGCGUGCGGGCGAUUUGCAUCAACUACAGCCUUCAAGGCCUGCCCUCCUACCCUAACGGCUACCCGUUCCAGUUCUGGGAACAGUACGUCAGUUUGCGCCAUUGGCUCCUGCUCUCCAUCAGUGUGGUGCUCGCCUGUACUUUUCUGGUGUGUGCCCUCUUCUUGCUUAACCCCUGGACGGCUGGCAUCAUAGUGUUGGUGCUGUCUCUCAUGACUGUGGAGCUGUUUGGAUUCAUGGGGCUGAUGGGAAUCAAGCUCAGUGCUGUCCCUGUGGUGAUCCUCAUCGCCUCAGUGGGCAUUGGAGUGGAGUUUACUGUCCAUGUGGCCCUGGCAUUUCUAACUGCCAUAGGGGAUCGUCAUAAGCGGGCAGUGUUGGCACUAGAGCACAUGUUUGCACCAGUGCUGGAUGGAGCCUUCUCUACCUUAUUAGGAGUGUUGAUGCUGGCUGGGUCUGAGUUUGACUUUAUCGUCAGGUAUUUCUUUGCUGUGUUGGCCAUCCUCACAGUUCUAGGAGCACUGAAUGGCUUAGUCCUUCUCCCAGUAUUGUUAUCAUGCUUUGGGCCUUACCCAGAGGUUCUACCAUUGGAUGGUCAUAGCCGGUUGCCAACACCAUCUCCAGAGUCCCCUUCGCACGUGGUCCACUUUUCUGUCCGUCCUCAUCACACCACCACCACGCCCACCACCACCUCUGGUGCUGCAUCAAACUCGUCUGACUCAGAGUACAGCUUUAACACCACAGCGUCUGGUAUUAGCCAGGAGCUGCAAAACUACAACCUCUUGUCACACAGAGCAGCAGCUCGAAGGGAGGAGCUGCAGUACGACCUCCAGACCAGCAGAGGCAGAGUAUUGAGGCCCGAGGAGGACAGAACAGGCUCUGGGCACAGGUGUUCAAACCGACAACCUGAGCCUCCAGCUUACACUGUGUCUUCGAGUUGUGACUCUGGGCCUCAGGUGGGAGCUGCUCAGCACAGCAGCAGCAGGAGGAACUCUAAGAGUCAGCUGCACUGGCAGGUCUUGCCCCCAGCCUGCCCGCGCACAGACGCUUUUGAAACUUCUACUGAGGCUGGGGGCCAUUACGGCCCACAUGGCCGUAGAGAGCACUCAAAGAGCCAAAGAGCUUGCACUUCUCACAACCCACAACCCAAUCAUCACCUCCCACAUCACCACCCUAACUCCACUCCAUACUGUCAACCCAUCACCACAGCUUCAGCCUCGGUCGCUGUUGCUGUUCACCCGCCCCCCUUAUCCAACCACAACCCUCCCACCUCUUCUUACCCAGGAUACACUGCAACAGACAGUUACUGCCCUACAGGUCCUGGGGUAUCAGAAGCAGUUUUCCCCGACCCCCAUGUGCCUCAGGACACCCAGACAGGGACCAGAGAAGUCAAUGUGGAGGCCAUGGAGCUCCAAGAUUUGGUGUUGAGCUGAAAGCAGCUACAGCAGACAGGCCAGCUGAAUUGUGGGGACAGACGUACAACAGCCAAAGAUGGACUCCUCUCUGUUGACAGCUGACAGCUGACUUGGCCUGGCACAGCCCAGCUCACCUCCAGCUUUUUGUAGCGAAUCAACUUGCCAGUAUUUGCCGUCACUGUCAUGGUGCUUAUUCUUACUGUAACCCAGUGAACUAUUGUCUGAGAUGAUUCUAUAUCUAUAUUUAAAAGAUGUGAACAUGUGUAAAUAUGAACAAAAUAGAAAAAGUAGCUAUAAUUUUUACAACUCGUCAAAACAAACUGAGACUGCCAUUUCUGUAUGGUGUGUGUCUGUGCGUGUGUGUGUGUCUGUAAAUAUGUGUUUUUGAGUGAGAGAUAGUUCUUUUAUUACUGUUCAUUCAUCUGUGGAUCUGUGCCAUGAGAAAGCUUCAUCUUGACAAACUCAUCGCUCAUACAUUUUUUUUAAACUCUAUGCAAACGUCCUCUUAAACAAACACAAUUGGUCUCUGCGUGUGUGUGUGUAUUAUUGUAUAAAGGUACUCAUUUUAAACUAUUAUUGUUUAUCACAAGCCUGUGGUAGUUACAAAACAGAUACAAUUGACUUUGACACGCUAUGCAUGCUAUUUAAGAUGAGAAGAUAUGAAGAAAUUUGAAAUGUUCUGUUAGUUACGGCCUCUGCAACGGAACCUGUUUCUACUCUCAUCUUGUCAGAGUGUUAGGCUGCUCUCUGUGGUUGUUUUUGUUUUGUUUUACUUUUAUUUUACCGUAACGGGUUAAUUUUGAGUGGCGCUUUGGCCCAGAGGCAAUGUCUCUGUCAUUGGUGUGGAACCCCAGGGUUAACCUCCUGGGCAAUUUGAAUCCGGUUAGGGCGGUUGGUACCUUCCAGUGGACUCACCACCCGCAGGAAGGUUUAGGUACGGUGCAAUGUGAUUUGGGUGGCGACUGCCACCCCCGCAACCCGGUAGCGGAUAAAAAUGGAUGGAUGGAUGGAUGGAUGGGGUAAUUUUGAUUAAAUUCCAGCAGGCUCACAACAGAUUUAUUGAUAUUAGGGGUGUAAUGGUAUGCGAUAUAAUAUAAUUUCCAGUCCAACAGAAAUUUGAUCAAGAAAAUUAGAAAAUAGUAAAUUUCUAAGUUGUCAACAAAUUAGAAAAAAAAAUUAAUUGCAGCAUGGCUCCUGUAUGUCUACUCUGACACUCCUCCCUCAGCUCCACUGACUCUGUCGAUUCACAUUAAUUGAUCCAAGUCAUACUCAUAGUCAAGUGAUGCAGUUUAAAUUGAGUUAUAUUUGAUACAUUUUCAGGACUGUGAACUGUAAUUUACUAGUGCAACAGUACUGUUCCAAAACCUGAAAAAAAAUAUCUUCGUCUGUGCUAACUGAUAACUCGGGGUGUAAGAAAAUAAUCAAUAUGCUGAAAUAUCCAUUCAUCCAUUUUCAUCCGCUUAUCUGUUACCGGGUCACAGGGGCAGCAGUCGCCACCUAAAU
Molecule: messenger RNA, 6123 nt
Organism: Cynoglossus semilaevis (tongue sole)
Lineage: Eukaryota; Metazoa; Chordata; Actinopteri; Pleuronectiformes; Cynoglossidae
Product: protein patched homolog 1-like
Exons: 24
Coding region: 1-4638 (1545 amino acids)
Biological process (GO): negative regulation of smoothened signaling pathway
Cellular component (GO): plasma membrane
Molecular function (GO): hedgehog receptor activity; hedgehog family protein binding; smoothened binding
Source: RefSeq, a predicted model, not a curated record